AUGGACCUAUCUGUCUUGCCAAAUAACAACCAUCCUGACAAAUUUCUGCAGCUAGAUGUAAAAGCAUUAGCUGUAACUCCUAAUCUGGGUCAAAUUGGGUUGCCAGGACUCUCUGGAGCAGCUCUGAGUGGUCAACACUGGCACAACCAAGUCUAUUCACAGACUAAGAACCAGAAAGUAUUAGAAAAGUUGAGCUUGCGAAUGAAUGAUGGCCGGCCUGCUGUCAUUGAUCAAGUCCUCAGUAAGCACAUCACUCCUGUAACACUGAAAACCACCAUCAAGAGGAAUCCCCUGUUUGAAGACAUACGGGAGGUCGAUAACCGACAACAGAGCAAAGCUCACCCAUCCUGGACCAUCCAGGAGUAUGACAGACACUCAGUGCAUUUAAACCUGACAGAUUACUUAACCAAGGAUCCAAACGACCUGAAAUUUUGGAUGGAUGACAUUUACACCCCAGGGUAUGAUUCCUUGUUAAAAAAGAAAGAGCUUGAAAUGAAAAGAGCCAAAUGCUGUAAAAUAAUAACACUGCUGGCAUUGGUAGCAUGUGCUUUAAUCACUGUAAUUACCGUUUCAUUAGUUAUUGUUGGACGUACUGAUUAA
Callorhinchus milii (elephant shark) is the source of this 600-nucleotide messenger RNA. RefSeq names its product membrane integral NOTCH2 associated receptor 2 (gene minar2). Bases 1 to 600 code for a protein of 199 amino acids. The record is from RefSeq and is a predicted model, not a curated record. The transcript has 3 exons. Lineage: Eukaryota; Metazoa; Chordata; Chondrichthyes; Chimaeriformes; Callorhinchidae.